This is a messenger RNA of Caenorhabditis briggsae, 1239 nucleotides long. RefSeq names its product Protein CBR-MRPL-38 (gene Cbr-mrpl-38). Bases 1 to 1239 code for a protein of 412 amino acids. NCBI's taxonomy places the organism in Eukaryota, Metazoa, Nematoda, Chromadorea, Rhabditida, Rhabditidae. Gene Ontology annotation, cellular component: mitochondrial large ribosomal subunit. The transcript is spliced from 7 exons. The record is from RefSeq and is a predicted model, not a curated record.
AUGAGUGCCGCUCAAUAUGCUAGACUUGUGCCAAAAAAGUAUCGGUCGAGGACGCUGCCCAAAAUCGACCGCCCAUGGCGGCCACGUGUCAUCGCAUGGGCCGGACCGGCCGCUUUCUACCCAAAUAGAUUCUACGAAAUCGAUAAAUGGUACAAGGCGCGUAUCGAUAAGCCGGAGAAGCUUCCAGAAAUGCACGUCAUCGAUCCGGCGAACCAUAUGCGAUCGUUGAGCGAAUUGAUGAAGAAACCAGAAAUCGAUCAAAUCGACAUCGGAUUCAAGAAGCGUGAGGAGGUUGUAAAGGCUGAGAAAUCAGCAGAGGAUCGUGUGGAAUUGGAGAGAAAAUCCAGGCAUAUGCAGUUGAAAAUCGACAUAUCCUCAUUGGCCUCUGAAAAUCUGCAAGUCUAUCGUCACUUCCGCGUCUUCGACGAUCUUUUCGGCGAGAACGUCUUCUUUGAAAACGUCCAAAAACUCGACGUCGCCUUCCAAGACCAUCAUUUGGUUCAUUCUGGAAACAUUCUGACGGCUGAAACUACAGUAAUCGCACCGGAAGUUUCAAUUGAAUCGGUUGGAAAAGGCAAAGGAUUCAAUACGAUUUUGAUGGUGAAUUUGGAUGGAAAUGCAACGGAAAAGCGCGGAGAAUUGAUUCAUUGGCUCAUUUCGAAUAUUCCAGAUGGAGAGGGAAUUCAGAAGGGAGAGGAAGUGAUGAAAUAUCUACAACCUCUUCCGUUCUAUGGCACUGGAUAUCAUCGUGUGGCUUUUGUACUGUUUAGACAUCAAGAAAAGGUGGAUUUCAAGAUUGGAGGAGGAUCCAGUCUGGAAGAACGCGUUCACUCGAUUUCGGAUCUCUACAAAUCCCAUGAAUCCCAAUUAACACCAUCGGCGAUUCGAUUCUUCCAAACGUCCUACGAUAAAAGUGUCAAAACAACGCUUCAUUCGCUUGGCCUAAAAUCGCCACUGUACGAGUAUGAAUAUCGUCAAGCGCUGAAGCCGGCUCAACGGGAGUUCCCCGAAAAACCACAACCGUUCGACUUGUAUUUGGAUAUGUAUAGAGAUCCGAAGGAGGUGGAAAAGGAGAUUCUGGAGAAACGACUCGCCGAAGUGAAGCUCGAUCAUGUUGAGGAACCCGAAUGGAUCGAUCCAAAUUGGGUGGAGAACAAGAAGACGUUGCCAGCGUGGCAACACGAUCGAAUUCUGGAGCGUCGAGGCGUCGGAAAUGCCAAAUAUCAUAAUGAUCUGUAG